AAGAUAAAAAAGAAAUUAAAGAAAUAAUUAUUGAAAUCAAAAAAGUUUUAACCGAAAGUGAAUAUUAUGAAAGAGUUAAAGGACAAAGUGGAAAUAUUCAUUAUCCUUAUAUUUCUUGGGUUUCAGACCAUAAAGUAAAAAAAGAUUUUAUUGCUUCAGAGCGAGCUGGAUAUAGAAAAAAAGGAGAAGAAAUUCUCCCUAACCUUUGUGAGAAAUUUAAGAAAAACGAGAAAAUUGAUUUACCAAAAAAUAUUUCUUUAAGUAAAUUAGUGGAAAAAAUAGGAUUGGAGAAACUUAAUUUUGAAUACGGAGAGAAAUAUAAUUUUUUGAUUGUAAGGGAUAAGAAAAAGAAAGACAAUUAUACCAUUUGGGAUACUUCUAAAUAUGCUGGUUUUGGGUUUAAAAAUGACAGCAAGGCAGAAAAGGUAAAAAAUAUUGAGUUGCUUCGGAAAAAGAAAAAUGAAAAUUUGGAAAGUGAAUUAAUGGGGUUGGUUGGACUUCCUUUAAUUUAUACUGGGACAACCGACGAUAAUGUUUCUUCUAUAAAUAUAGUAGGGCUUAUUUAUGAUAAAAAAGAAAAUCUCCAAACUAUUUUUCCAGAACACAGCGAUAAAAUAAUCAAAAUUAGCAAUGCUAUUAAUCGGCGGGAAAAAGAAAUUAAAAACAAAUUGGUUAGAUAUUCACUUAACCAGUUAGGAACGGAAAGAAAAUCAAUUAAUAAAAUUUCUCCUUCAAUUAAAUCAUUAAAAAUUAGUAUUUUGGGUAAAAAAGUGAAGUAG
Messenger RNA from Funneliformis geosporum, 779 nucleotides. NCBI's taxonomy places the organism in Eukaryota, Fungi, Glomeromycota, Glomeromycetes, Glomerales, Glomeraceae. The record is from the annotation of a GenBank genome assembly.